GAGCCAUCUUUCUCCAUCUUCUUCUUUCUCAUAUUUCAUCUUCUCUCAAGAGAAAUUCCAAAAAAAAAGGGAAAAAAAAGAGAGAAAGAUCUGUUCAGAUAUUUCCCUCUCAUCGCCAUCUUCUCAGUUUACUGUAAAAUUCGGACCUUUUUCCUCCAAAAAUUUCAGUUUUUUUGAUGUGUUUUUGAGCGUCUGAAUCCUUUGGUUUGUUGUUUGGGAGGAAAAAAGCUUUCUUUUUCAUUUGUUUGUGUUGAUCGUGUGGAUCUCUUUCUUGAUGGAUCAGAAUUGGAAUUUGGGUUCUGAGGUGGUUUCUCGUCGUCUGGUUGAUCGGUUUGGGGCUAGGUUUAGAUCAAUUUGGGAUUUUUAUCUUGAGAUGUUUGGAUGGUGAUCAUGAUAGAGGUCUAGGAGUUUUUUUUUUGUGGGUGUAAAUUUAUGUUAAAUUUUUUUUUUUUAAGGUUAUUUUUCUGACUAGAUCUGAGUUUUGGUAAAUUUUGUGCUAUUUGUGUGGAAGAAUUGAAAUCCAUCAUCUGAUUGAUGGUCACAAGAGGACAUUCCUGGAUUUUGUGGAGUUAGAAAUGCAAAUUUUAGUGUUUUUUUAUUCUCUUUAAAACCAUUUACUGGGGCUGUGGUUUGGAAUUCCAUAAAUUCAAUAAUUUCAAGGAUAUAAACUUGCAAAGAUCCUAACUUGUAUUUUUAUGUAGAUUGAAAAGAGUGUAUGUAUUUAUCUGUUUCUAAAUUUUGUUCCUUUUUUUAUUAUUUUUCAGCUUAUACUCUUUUUAACAGUAUUGGAAAUGAUUGUGCUUAUUCCUUUUCUUGUUGAUUGAUGAUACAUUGGGGCAUGUAAUAGAUGAACUUUGUCCUUGUUCAGGACUUGGGACUUGGUGGUGAAUUGUGGAGCAUUAAAGUUAUUAGUGGUUGAGUCCAAGUCCAAGCCUGUAAUUACUUCAAGAUUUCUAGGACAUAAAGGAUUGUUUGUUGCAUGAUUUGGAAGGUUUUGCCAUUGUUUGAAGAUUCUGCAUUGUAUUGUUUUCUUGCUGGAAGAGAUCAAGGUUAUAUUAUUUAUCAGUUGCAAACUCUUAUCUCAUUGUAAAUCAGAAGCUAAAAGGAACAAAUUGCAGUUCAGGUUCAAUUGAUUGAUGACAGACAUGAAAGGAACCACAUCCACUGGCACAGACCUUCAUUUUCUUCACAAAGAAUGGGAUGACAUCUCAUGCCCCAUCUGCAUGGACCAUCCUCAUAAUGCUGUCCUCCUUAUCUGUGGUUCUCACGACAAGGGCUGCAGAUCUUACAUCUGUGAUACUAGCUAUAGACAUUCAAAUUGCCUGGACCGGUUUAAAAAACUGAGGUUGAACAAUGCUGAGAACUCUUCUCAACACAGUUCGUCAUCUAUUGAGAAUUCUGACAGUGAAAGGCUAGGCUUGAUUCAUCAUCAUUCGGAGGGUUCAGAAAGCUUUACAGGCGCGACCUUGAGGAGGAGAACCCGAUUGGAGAUUCAUGAAGGUUCUAGUUUAGAAGAAAACAAUAGUGCAUUGGUUUCAGGAUCAUCUGAAGCAUUGGAAGAAAACCACAGCCAAGAACAUGGAAUUGUUUCAGAAGUCCAAGUGGAAGAGAGGACAAAUCCUACUGAAUCUGUUGAAGGAAGCCCAGUCAAACUGAACUGUCUGAAAUGCCCGCUUUGUCGAGGAAGUGUCAUGGGAUGGAUGAUUGCUAAAGAAGCAAGAGAAUAUUUGGACCUCAAGACAAGGAGCUGCUCUCGAGAAUCAUGCUCAUUCUCUGGAAACUACAGGGAGCUCCGUCGACAUGCUAGGCGAGUCCACCCGACCACCAGGCCUGGUGAUGUUGAUCCUACUAGGCAGCGUGCUUGGCGCCGUCUUGAACACCAACGGGAGUAUGGAGACAUCCUCAGCGCUAUCAGAUCAGCGAUGCCCGGAGCAAUUGUACUUGGGGACUAUGUUAUCGAUGGCGCAGAUAGCUUAUCUCGCGAGCGCGGAAACAGUGGAUCAGGUGAAGGUAGUGGACCAUGGUGGACAUCCUUUUUCCUAUUUCACAUGAUUAGCAGCCCGGCCAGCUCGCAUGAAGAACCAAGAGGCUCGUCAAGGGCUUGGAGAACUCAUAGGCGCCGAAAUCUCUGGGGCGAGAACCUGUUAGUCCUGCAAGAUGAUGUCGGUGAUGGGAACUUUGAUGGUGAUGACAACCCAAUUCCAAGGAGGCGUCGCAGGUUCAUGCGAUCAAGACCUGAUGAAGAACAACCAUAAUAGAAGAAAUAUACUGUGGCCUGACAACACUUGCAUCUUACUCUGUUAAAGAUCAUGCUGGUACUUCUUGGGCUGUUGCAGUGAUGAUAUUUUGAAGGACUGUUCUCAGGAUCAGAUUGGAAUGGGUUCAGUUUUAUGAUGUUUUUAUUGUAUUAUUCCCAUUUUAAACAUUGUUGUGUGUUGUUAUUAUAUAUAAUAUGAUGCUGCCAAACUGUGCUUGGGUUGCAGAAAUCUGGCAAUAUAUCUUAGUUCUAAAUUAAA
This is a messenger RNA of Dioscorea cayenensis subsp. rotundata (Guinea yam), 2516 nucleotides long. RefSeq lists its product as uncharacterized. Lineage: Eukaryota; Viridiplantae; Streptophyta; Magnoliopsida; Dioscoreales; Dioscoreaceae. The transcript has 3 exons. The record is from RefSeq and is a predicted model, not a curated record. The coding region runs from base 1137 to 2255 and encodes 372 amino acids.